GCAUUGAUAAUGACGUGCAGCGGGGAUAUUCAACCUUUUUUCCAAUUUUACGCUGACCGCCAAGCGAGAGUGCACUAAGAAUUGCUGCUAGUGCCGUGGUUCUCGAGAGCGUGGAAAUCGGUGUCCCCCCAAGUGGUGGAGCAAAGUUGAAAGAACGGAGCCAAGUUCGUGGGCGCGCGCGGAGUGGAGUGGUGUGUCGUUCAAUAACAAAACGCUGUGCGCUGUGUAUUCUAGGUCGCGCUAGCAAGUGUUCUUUGAACGCAUCAUCGUCGUCGUCGUCGUCGUCGCGCUAGAAUAGUAACCUGUUCCUUGUGCUUCGCGGUGUGUGCUAUUGUGGUUCGCUACAAAAUAAGAGGAGCCUCGCGAUGAGCUCGGCCGAAAUAGGCGGUGGUGGUGGUGAUACGGAGCUAAGGAGACGCGUACCAGCGGAAGGCGGUGAAGCCUCCCAACAGCAACAGCAGCAGGAGAAAAGCCCGAAACAACAACCGGAACAGCAGCCACCUCCGGAGUGUGCGACGACGGAAAACUCGGAUCAUGUUGAUUCGGAAACAGAGAACGAUGAACGACUGCCGGAUGAGAAGUACGUCGAGGAGAUGGCCAAAAAUUUGCCCCAAGGUACCAACAAGACCCCCGAAGUGCUUGGCCAAGCGCUGAGCGGACUACCCGAUAGAUGGCGAAACUGGGUAAUACGAGGCAUCUUCACCAUGAUCAUGAUCAGUCUGUUCUGCGUGAUCAUCUACCAGGGGCCGUUGGCGCUGAUGAUUACGGCACUCGCAGUGCAAGUAAAAUGCUUCCAGGAAAUCAUCUCGAUCGGCUACUCGGUAUAUCGCAUUCACGGACUGCCAUGGUUCCGCAGCCUGUCCUGGUACUUCCUGCUGACAUCGAACUACUUUUUCUACGGAGAAAACUUGGUUGACUACUUCGGUGUUGCCGUCAGCCGCGUGGACUCACUCCGUUUUCUAGUCAAAUAUCAUCGAUUUCUGUCCUUCUGCCUGUACUGCAUCGGAUUCGUUUGGUUCGUGCUGUCGCUGGUGAAGAAGUACUACAUGAAGCAGUUCAGUCUGUUCGCCUGGACACACGUGGCACUGCUGAUCGUGGUCACCCAGAGCUACCUGAUCAUCCAGAACAUCUUCGAGGGGUUGAUUUGGUUCAUCGUGCCGGUUUCGAUGAUCGUCUGCAACGAUGUGAUGGCCUAUAUGUUUGGGUUCUUCUUUGGUCGUACGCCGUUGAUACAGCUAAGCCCAAAAAAGACCUGGGAAGGCUUUAUCGGUGGUGGUUUUGCGACAGUGAUCUUUGGGCUGCUCGUAUCGUACGUUCUUUGCCAGUUCCAGUUCUUCGUCUGUCCGAUCGAGUACUCGGAGGCACAGGGCAGGAUGGUGAUUGAGUGCGAACCGAGCUAUCUGUUCCGGCCACAGGAGUAUCACAUUGCAUUGUUUGGCGCCAGCAAAACAAUUACGAUGUAUCCAUUCCUACUGCACUCGCUGUCAAUGAGCAUCUUCAGUUCGGUUAUCGGUCCGUUCGGUGGAUUCUUCGCAUCCGGCUUCAAGCGUGCAUUCAAAAUUAAGGACUUUGGAGAUAUGAUUCCUGGACAUGGCGGCAUUAUGGACCGUUUCGAUUGUCAGUUCUUAAUGGCAACCUUUGUAAACGUGUACAUCUCCAGCUUUAUUCGUUAUGCAUCUCCCCAGAAGCUACUGAACAUGGUUUAUACACUCAAGCCAGAAGAACAGCUGCAAUUGUUUAACCAGCUAAAGGAUAGUCUCGAAGAGCGCAACAUUAUUAAUUUAAAUUAGAUUAUUUUCUUGUUCUGAUUUCUGGCUCCGCUGCCUAGUUACCGCGUUACUGUUAUUGUUUACUUUUACGUUACGCCACUUGUUUAUGUGCAUGUGUAUUCAGUGGCUACCACUUGCACCCUUAGCCACGAGUACACACAGUAGAGAAGCAAAAUGGCUCUUUGUUUUACCAUUUCAAAACUUUCGAUUCGGACUGAGCUUAUAGUUUAAUGUUUAAGUGGUUUAUGCAGGUCAUCAUUUAUCUCACUUUCGCAGAGGUAGAUGCUGGCAGUAUUUUGAUUUGCAAAAGAAAAACUACCAGAGUAGCGAGGGGGACGUUUACGGUGCAUCAUAUGUCGUGUAGGAUCUAUCUAUUAGCUGAUAUUACAAUUCAACAUUGCGCUUCACGGUAUGCGUUCAUUGAAUGGCCAAUCCCUCGAGCCUAGCAAGCGUUUCAAGCACUCGUCAUCGUCGUCAAAUAUAAUUUCAGUUUGUUAUAUGCACAACGCCACACAAACACACACAGUGACCGCACGUGACAGGGUUUUUGAGGAGAGUCAGGCAGAUAGAACGCUGUGACCGGUAAUACACUAUUCAUACAAAUUGAGACCAAAAACUUAUUUGACCAUAAACUAUAUGCCACCAGAGCAAUGGUUGCGCGCGCUAGGACGGGACAUUAUGUUGAGUUUCGUAAUCUUCUUAUCAAUACCGCUUAGAAACUGAGUGUGUGUAACGGUAGUUAGUUCGAGUCGUGUUAUCAAUGGAUCUAGGAAAUGAUUGAACCAUUUAGCUGAAUAUUUAACCGAACUGAGAGCAUAUUACGUUGUACAGGCUCGCCGUAGCAAGCCCAAGAUAAGAGAACCUAUAUGUAAUUCGUAUGAUAAACACACAUACACUCUAUCACAUAUACACACAUCAUUGACACUCUUUGUGAACAGACAGAGUAAGGAAGGAACGGUCGAAGCAAGCAGCAAUGCAAUUUACUAUCUAUUACACACGUGCAUAUAUAUAUAUUGGCGGACAUUAUGAUGACGAACGUUAGGUUUGCGCAGAAACUGACGCCAUAGGAUGAUGUUGACCCUUCGUAUACCACGCAAGCAUCCCCCACUUGAGCCGCACAGCUACAAAUAAUGUUAGCGUUCAUCCCCCCUGACUAAGUCCCAGCAGGUGAUUACCAAAGGAAUACAAACGUGCAGGCGUAGGUUUGAGUAUUUUUAUAAUCCAAGAGAAAAACUGUUUUGAAGCAAAAGAUAUGUGCAAUCCUCCCAGUCAGUUUAGUCAGUCAGCAGCCUCCCUUCUCCUUGCCCUCCUCCUCUGAAUAGCUAAUGGCGGCCACAUUCCGUAUGCACCGCAAUAUUAGGAAGCGCAGGACGAAGUGCAGGGCGCUAGAAAGAAAGAGUAGCUGUUAAGGGGCGCCCCCGGGGUCGCUGCAAUCGAGCAAUUUAAUGGGAAAUACACGGGUCAUCGAACGAUAUCAUCGUAUUUUGAAGCAAAAGCAAAAGUGCAGCGUUUAUCCGUUUGGCAAACCGUUUUCCGUGAUUUCAUCGUCUGACUGCUAAGUAGCAUUGUAAGUGUAAUGUGCGCGUGCGUCUGUGAGGCACCCAUGAACGAACAAUCUUUGUUUUUGGUUAGAUUAUCGUUUGCCGUUGUUGAUCUAUUUAGUUGGAAAGGACCAGGUUCUUGCCGGUCGACCGAUUUGGUGGAUGAUGUUUUAAUACAAUCAUUUUUUUCCCAUUUACUCGCUUCCCACGUGUUGUGUUCUUGGUUUUAACAUUUUAUCUUUAGCAAUAUUGAGUGAAUAAUAGUUUUUUUUCUUCUGUUGACGGUUA
Molecule: messenger RNA, 3598 nt
Organism: Anopheles darlingi
Lineage: Eukaryota; Metazoa; Arthropoda; Insecta; Diptera; Culicidae
Gene: Cds
Product: phosphatidate cytidylyltransferase, photoreceptor-specific
Exons: 8
Coding region: 366-1790 (474 amino acids)
Cellular component (GO): endoplasmic reticulum membrane
Molecular function (GO): phosphatidate cytidylyltransferase activity
Source: RefSeq, a predicted model, not a curated record